CCCUAAUCUUUUCUUUCCUCCACCGCUGGCCGCGUUUGGCUUCUCGUUUCCUGCUGCGGACCACAAGAGGCGGCUGCCUCUUGCUUCGCCGAUCGCCCUCCGGUCGUCCUACCUUUGCAUCGGCGAGGUCCGGACGGAACUGGAGAAGGCGAGAGAGGGGAACGACGCCUUCUCUGCUCGCGCACGCCGCCGCCGCCGCCCAACGCCGCGGACGCCUUCCGUCCACCGGCUCAAGGCCCUGCCACCGGCCACAGCCACCAGUAGUAGCCUCCAGCAGUGCCGGACAAAAAGCACAAGAAGGAGAGCCCUCCCUGCGCCGCUAUUCAACCCUGUGCAUCAGCAGUGUUGCCGCCUCCGGCCUCUGGAGCCCUCCAGAGCUCUCUGCCACCGGACACAGCAGCCGGCAGCACCCUUUCCGGUACCAAACGGCAGCCAAGGGUUGCUGCCUCUUUGGUGUCGCCGGACUGGAUAAGUCGUUUUCGCACCCGUGGCUAGUACCACUCGCGAAGACAAAACUCGUGACUUCCGAAAUCAUCUUGAAGAUUGCUCGACGUGGAUCUAAAUAGAGGCGAGACUCGAGUGCAAGGCUAGCAAACGCGAGUCUCAAGGCUAGCAAACGCUAUCUACAAGUUCGAUCACGAAUAGUCAGCACGGGAGUAAACAGCCGGGCAUUAAAGUCAGCAGCUCAUUAUUGAAGGACUUGCUUCAAAACUCGCGGAGAGUCCCCUCCUCGUUCUCCACUUAGUACACAGUAAACAAGGAGAGCGCCGUGGUCAGAGGAAGCUCCGUUAAUGGUGACUCCGGCUGUGUUUCUCGCCGGAAUAGUCCUAGCCGCAGCGCUCUACUGCGGGCUGGACCCUUUGGGCCGAAGCCCCAUGGCGAAUUUCCCCGGCUUCGAGACGUACCCCUACGAACUGCCGCCGUGGUCCGAGGUCCCCCAUGUGCGGGACGAGGGCGACCGGCUCCGGGGAGCGGAGGUCAGGUUCCUCAACCAGGUGAAGGGACCGGAGAGCAUCGCUUUCGACCCGCAGGGCCGCGGGCCAUACACCGGCGUCGACGACGGCCGGGUGGUAUUCUGGAACGGCGAGUCCUGGUCCGAUUUCGCCUACACUUCGCUCAAUAGGACAGAAAUAUGCAACCCGGACCCAAACCCUUUUAGUCACAUAAAGAUUGAACAUAUCUGUGGACGACCGUUGGGUCUUAGAUUUGAUAAGAAAACAGGAGAUUUGUAUAUUGCUGAUGCUUACUUUGGCUUGCUCAAAGUAGGCCCACAAGGCGGCAUUGCUGCAACACUAACAGCGGAAGCUGAAGGGGUUCCAUUGGGGUUCACAAAUGACUUGGCUAUAGACGACGAAGCUACUGUUUACUUCACAGACAGUAGCGCGUACUACCAGAGAAGGAAUUUCUUGCAAUUAAUAUUUACCGGAGAAUCUUCUGGGAGGCUUUUAAAAUACAACCCGACUACAAAAGUGACAACUGUCCUUCUUCGCGACCUUCAAUUUCCUAAUGGUGUGACUCUAAGCAAGGAUGAAUCAUUCCUGCUGUUCUCUGAAGCACGUCUCAGGUUGACCAGGUACUGGCUGAAGGGAGAAAAGGCAGGGACCUCAGAAGUUUUUGCUAUCCUUCCUGGAUAUGCAGAUAAUGUGAGAACUAACGAAAAUGGUGAUUUCUGGGUAGCAAUUCAUUGCCAUCAUAAUAAGUAUAUAGAUUUCCUCAGCAAGCACCGGUACCUGAGGAAACUUCUACUCAAGCUUCCUAUUUCGAUAAAAUAUACCUACCUUUUACUGAUUGGAGGCAAACUCCACGGGGUGGUCGUUAAAUACAGUCCAAAUGGGGAGAUAAUUGAGACUUUGGAGGACAGGGAAGGAAAAACAGUUAAAGCAAUCAGUGAGGUGGAAGAGAAGGAUGGCAAGCUUUGGUUGGGAUCCGUCCUGAUGCCUUUCAUUGCUGUCUACUGAUCACCUUCCAGGCGUAGCACGAUGCACUGGUUCAAAGCUACACAAUAAAUGUCAAGGGUGUUGGUGCUAAGAUGCUUGAUGGUUUGUCAGCUGUUCGAGUUAUUUUAAUUGUACAAGUAAUCAGUCAAACAGAGAGAGUGUUAGUUGCUUGCUGUUGCUUGGGUACGGAUAAUAAACUAUAAUUUAUCCCAUGAUUGGUAAAAAACAUGAUGGCCCCUAUCUCGGAGCUACCUAUGCUUGUAAUUUGUUUCCAUGGUGCUAGAUUCGUUGAGUUAAUAGCAUUUUGCUUGCUCCCUGUUGA
Zingiber officinale is the source of this 2259-nucleotide messenger RNA. RefSeq names its product protein STRICTOSIDINE SYNTHASE-LIKE 3-like. Gene Ontology annotation, biological process: biosynthetic process. The transcript has 5 exons. Lineage: Eukaryota; Viridiplantae; Streptophyta; Magnoliopsida; Zingiberales; Zingiberaceae. Gene Ontology annotation, molecular function: strictosidine synthase activity. The record is from RefSeq and is a predicted model, not a curated record. The coding region runs from base 792 to 1958 and encodes 388 amino acids.